This is a messenger RNA of Rattus norvegicus (Norway rat), 3110 nucleotides long. RefSeq names its product SUMO specific peptidase 2 (gene Senp2). Gene Ontology annotation, molecular function: cysteine-type peptidase activity. The record is from RefSeq and is a predicted model, not a curated record. Lineage: Eukaryota; Metazoa; Chordata; Mammalia; Rodentia; Muridae. Gene Ontology annotation, biological process: proteolysis. Gene Ontology annotation, cellular component: nuclear pore; cytoplasm; nuclear membrane.
UUCUAGAGAGUCCUCCCAUAGCCCAGGGAACGUUGAAUCUGAGGGCCCUCUGAUGGCGUCACAAACCCGCGCCUGAUCCUGGCUACGGCCGAAGCGGCGAAGGCGGCAGCGGCGGCGACAGCUCUGGGGUUCGCGUCUCGGGGUGUGUCGGCCGCCGCUGCUGCUCAGGCCUGGAAUGUACAGAUGGCUGACUAAGGUUCUCGGCACCAUUCUUCGCUUGUGUGAGCGGCCCGCGCCCGGGGCCCGCGCCCUGCUCAAGAGGCGGCGCUCCAGCAGCUCUCUGUUUUCUACUGCAGUGGACACUGAUGAAAUCCCAGCUAAAAGACCAAGACUAGAUUGCUUCAUUCACCAAGUGAAGAACAGUCUCUACAAUGCGGCCAGCUUAUUUGGAUUCCCAUUCCAGCUGACCACCAAACCCAUGGUGUCUUCUGCUUGUAAUGGAACACGGAAUGUGGCCCCUUCAGGAGAGGUGUUCUCGAACUCUCCCUCCUGUGAACUGACGACUUCUGGAUCCUGCAGCAGCAUGCUGAAGCUGGGUAAUAAAUCUCCUAAUGGAAUAAGUGACUAUCCAAAGAUCAGAGUGACAGUGGCCCGAGAUCAGCCACGGAGAGUCCUGCCUUCCUUUGGUUUUACAUUGAAAUCAGAAGGCUAUAAUAGAAGACCAAGUGGCCGUCGCCAUAGCAAAAGCAAUCCAGAGAGUUCCUUACCGUGGAAACCUCAGGAGCAAGGUGUAACAGAGAUGAUUUCUGAAGAGGGUGGCAAGGGUGCGAGGCGUCCCCAUUGCACCGUGGAGGAGGGUGUCCAAAAGGACGAAAGAGAAAAAUACCUAAAGUUAUUGGAGCGUCUUAAAGAGGGUGCUCACGGAAGCACUUUUCCUCCUGCAGUUUCACAUCAUAGUUCUCAGAGAACGCAGAUGGACACAUUAAAGACCAAAGGCUGGAUGGAAGAACAGAAUCAUGGAGUCAGAACAACCCAUUUGGUUCCCAAACAGUAUAGAGUUGUUGAAACAAGAGGACCUCUCUGUUCAGUGAGAAGUGAAAAGAGGUAUUCAAAAGGAAAAGCUGACACAGAGAAGGUGGUGGGACUCCGAUUUGAAAAGGACGGUACAAGAGGACACCAGUUGGAGCCUGAUCUGUCAGAAGAAGUGUCUGCCCGGCUUCGCCUGGGAAGUGGAAGCAAUGGCCUACUCAGAAGGAAAAUAUCAGUGCUUGAGGCAAAGGAAAAGAACUUCCCAAGCAAAGAGAAGGACAGAAGAACAGAAGAUCUCUUUGAACUUACAGAGCAUCGUCUAAUUCAGGACAUGGAAAAGGAAAUCAGUAAUGCCCUGGGCCAUGGUCCUCCAGAUGAGAUUUUGAGCAGCGCUUUCAAGUUACGAAUCACCCGUGGAGAUAUCCAGACCUUAAAGAACUAUCACUGGCUCAAUGAUGAGGUCAUUAAUUUUUAUAUGAAUCUUUUAGUGGAGAGGAGUAAAAAGCAAGGCUACCCAGCACUUCAUGCACUCAGUACAUUCUUCUAUCCUAAAUUAAAGUCUGGAGGUUACCAAGCAGUGAAAAGAUGGACCAAAGGGGUGAAUCUCUUCGAUCAAGAACUUGUUCUGGUUCCUAUUCAUCGGAAGGUACAUUGGAGCCUGGUGGUGAUGGACCUAAGAAAAAAGUGUCUUAAAUAUCUGGAUUCUAUGGGACAAAAAGGCCACAGGAUCUGUGAGAUUCUUCUUCAGUAUUUACAGGACGAAAGCAAGACCAAAAGAAAUACAGAUCUCAAUCUCUUAGAGUGGACCCACUACAGCAUGAAGCCACAUGAGAUUCCUCAACAGUUGAAUGGGAGUGAUUGUGGAAUGUUUACUUGUAAAUACGCAGAUUAUAUUUCUAGGGACAAACCUAUCACAUUCACUCAGCACCAGAUGCCUCUCUUCCGGAAGAAGAUGGUGUGGGAAAUCCUUCACCAGCAGUUGCUGUGACAAUGCCCCGCCUGGUCUUCUAGUUGCUGGUGGUUCUUUCAUGGAUGUUUCCAUAUACCUCAUGCAUUGUGGGUUGAAAAGUCCCCAUCAUUUCUCUUCUCUCACAGGUACUGAGCUCUCCAGAGUGCAUGGAGGCCUCUCUACAGUGGCCCUGACGAGAGGUGUGGAGGGGCUGCUUGCAGCCCUGUUUGUAAGGCUGUGCCUGCUCAGAGCCCUGGACUGUUCGCCCCAUACAAGGACACAUACUAAUUAAUGUUUUGUUUUAAGGCGUUAUUUCCAUAUGAAUGUGGGAAAUGCAGGAUUUGUUAUAUGAAUUGUUCUCUGUGUGUUCACACAUAUUCACUCACUCAUUUGCAAACACUGGGCAGUGCCCUUUCCCACUGCUCUUUUAUAAUUAGCUAUAAAUAAUUUGUUUGGACUAUUUAUUUCUGAAAAGAAUGUUAAUCAAACUGCCACUCCCUGCUGCAGAGAUGUCCGCAGGGGGAGGGAGGUGUUCGCCAGCUUCUCUAGUGCCGGGAACUGAACGCACAGUUAAGGUUCUCGUUUAAGGCUUGGAAAUGCCAGAAGAAAUGAUGAUGCUCUGUUGUAGGGGUCUGGCUGCCUUUAGAGAGCCUGAUGCUAUGACACGGGCACAGUUCAUGGAAAGUGGCCAAGGAACGUGGUCCGUGAGUCCUCACAGCAGGGCACACUCAUCUUCAAGACUUUCUUCUCUAGAACUGAAGUAGCUUGGCUUCCUCAUGAAACUGGAUUCAAAGUAACUGUGACCAUAAAUGUCAAACCCGAGGUUGGUGAGCCUGCGCUCACAGUGGUAAGGGCUGGCCUGAGCUGUAUUUCAGGAGAUGCUCCUCAAUUUAAGCCUAUUUUUCCUCAGAGUUUUUUUAAAUAUAUAUGAAGCUGAAUUAAGUCUGGCUCAGCAGCAUGCUCUACUCCAGCCCCACUGAGCCUUCGCAGAGAUUCGUGCUCGGCUCUGAGGUUGCCGGGUUUACAGUCAUCUAUUUUGCAUAUGAAAGUUUGUAUUUAACUCUUUUGUUCAUUAAAAAUCUUACAGAUGUGGUUAUGCAUUUUUAAUUUCAGAAAGUUGGUCAGAGCAUAUUUUGCAAGAUCUAGUGCCUAGUGUUGCUUUUAUGAUGUAAUAAAAGACUGUCUGGCAGAA